Messenger RNA from Aedes albopictus (Asian tiger mosquito), 1336 nucleotides. RefSeq lists its product as uncharacterized. NCBI's taxonomy places the organism in Eukaryota, Metazoa, Arthropoda, Insecta, Diptera, Culicidae. The coding region runs from base 136 to 1317 and encodes 393 amino acids. The transcript is spliced from 2 exons. The record is from RefSeq and is a predicted model, not a curated record.
UAAACUGUCUCUCGAUUCAAAAAAAAAACUCAAAAAAGGAAGACGCUCGCUCGCUGUUGUUUAUCAACCAAAUUGUGUUUUUGUGAUCGUUUCUGUCCUUUUUUAAAAUUAGCAGCCUUCGUCAGCUCACCGGAAAUGAAUCGGUCGAAAAAGUACUGCUGCUAUCGUGAUUGCAACGUCAACAGUCAAACCCACCCGGAGCUCACCUUGUUCCAGUUCCCCAAGAGCGACGUACGUGCCGCCAAGUGGUGCGAGCUGGGAUGCGUCGAUCCCGCUGACAUCCGACUGCAGUUUAUGUGUGAACUGCACUUUUCGCGGAUUUAUAUGUGUUUCAGCUCGCGGCGCAAAAUGCUGCUUAGUACGGCCAUCCCGUACGCCUACGGUGAACCCAUACGAGAUCAAGAAGAGGUGCAAAGCUCUUCGUCGAUGCUCGAGAACGAGGAUAUAUCGAUAGAGGAACAUUUGGAUGAGAGUGUGAUCGAUGACGACGACGACGUGGCAACGGAAAUAGUUUACAUACACCCGGAGGAGGAAGACCCAAUCCAGACGGAUGAACUGAUCGAGCCACUGUUCUCCAAAAAACGUUCCGCUUCAACCGAUACCCAAGUCUACACGAAGAUCAUCAAGGUCGAAAAAAUGCCACCCAUCUCACAUUCAAUGCUCGUUUCUUCAUCUUCAUCGUGUACGACGCCCCUGACGGACGACGCCCUGAAACCCAUUACCCCACCUAAGGGAACAAUCUUACGCAAGGUCAAGCUGAAAAAGCGUCCCGUUGCACCGAAAACCUUCACCAACAGGACGAUCAAGCCAUGUUCGGCCGCACAGAGUACCACUGUUGAAGCUACUCCAGCUGCUGAGCCAACAGUGAGUUCUUCACCUGAGAAAAAGGCACCCUCGACAAACGCAGACUCGGAUGCGUCGCCUGACGAAGAACAUCCGAAGGAAACGCAUAGUUCUUCAAAGCAAGCUAUUGAACCUGUCGCGAGUACCAGCCACAUCACCGUAGUCAAAACAGACCCUGUUGCUUCUAAAUCAGUCAAGAAAGAGGACAAACCGCCGCUAGAGGAGAAGUCCACCAGUCCAGUCAAGAAGGACGAGCCCAUCUACGAGUUCAUUUUCAAGGGCGAGGAGUAUGUACAACUGCCGAAGGCUAAGUAUUACGGCGAACAAAAGGAGCUGCAGAAGCGGUUGGAACGGUGCGAGAGUGAGAAAGCACAAAUGCAAAAGAAGCUUGAGUACUAUCGUCGGACGAUAGGUGAGUUGAAGAAGCUGCUGGCCAACGUGGGAGAUGACGAUAACGAUGAGUCGGCUGAAUAAAUGUUAAGGUAAAUUUUAA